UCUCCUUCUAUAAAUAGAGCAGGGCUUGAAGAUAUAACAACUCAUUAAGCUACACAGAGAACACAUUCAUACUCCAAGUCUUUUAGUUCAUCCAUUUAAGCUUAAUCAAUCAAUCAUCAUGUCUAGCACCUGCGACAACUGCGACUGCGCUGACAAGACCCAGUGUGUCAAGAAGGGAAGCAGCUACACUGCUGGCAUCGUCGAGACUGAGAAGAACUAUGUCUCCUCCGUAGUCAUGGAGGUGCCAGCAGCUGAGAACGAUGGCAAGUGCAACUGCGGUACUGGCUGCACUUGCACUACCUGCACAUGCGGUCAUUAAGCAAGCACAUCAACUAUCAUGUUUGAUGUGGGAUUGGGAGUGGAUUAAUAAUGUAAUUUCUGAUAAAUAAUCUGUGUUCUUCUGUACUUGUGGGUGUGGAGUGAACAAACAAAAGUGUCCGUGAGUGUCUUUAUCUUUGUGUCUUCUUCAUUGUUAUGUAUUGGCCAUGUCUGUGGCCUCUGGUGUGGUUUUAAUGAAGUCUUAUAAUUAGUGUA
Messenger RNA from Populus trichocarpa (black cottonwood), 534 nucleotides. Its product is annotated as metallothionein-like protein type 3. Lineage: Eukaryota; Viridiplantae; Streptophyta; Magnoliopsida; Malpighiales; Salicaceae. The record is from RefSeq and is a predicted model, not a curated record. Bases 119 to 319 code for a protein of 66 amino acids. Gene Ontology annotation, biological process: intracellular copper ion homeostasis. The transcript has 3 exons. Gene Ontology annotation, molecular function: zinc ion binding; copper ion binding.